Molecule: messenger RNA, 1939 nt
Organism: Vitis vinifera (wine grape)
Lineage: Eukaryota; Viridiplantae; Streptophyta; Magnoliopsida; Vitales; Vitaceae
Product: WEB family protein At1g12150-like
Exons: 2
Coding region: 116-1939 (607 amino acids)
Source: RefSeq, a predicted model, not a curated record
AGAUUUCUCUUCAUGGGUCUUUCAUUUAAUUCAGGAAAUUGAUGCUGAUACGAUGUGUUUUCCAUGAGAAGUUAUGGAAAAUUUCUGUCUCAGGUUUGAUGAAUUCUUCUGAUUGAUGUUGCAGGUAGGUGAAUUGGAGAAGGCAAUGGUAAUAACAAGCAUGAAAGGUCGAGCAAGUGAGGAGAGCUCCCCACGAACGGAAGUGGGAGAGAUAGAUACAAGGGCGCCAUUCCAAUCUGUCAAAGCUGCUGUCAACUUAUUCGGUGAAGUGGCCGUCCCCAGGGACGAAAAGCCUGUUGUUAGGAGGUCGAGACUUUCCAUGGAUGAAAUUGUACUGAUGGACAAGGAAGGGGAGCUUAUCUUGGCACAGAAUGAACUGGGCAAGGUCAAGGAACAGCUUGAGAAUGCAGAAGCUACGAAAUCUCGAGCGAUUUCUGAUCUUGAAAAGGCCAAUAUAACUCUGCAGGGCUUGAUGACCAAACUCAGAGCUGCAAGUGAAUCCAAACAGUUGGUGAUUGAGGCCACUGAAGCUCUCAAGACCCGGGCAAAGCAACUUGAAGUGGAGUCCAGAAAAUCCUUGGAAAUUAGUGCUGCAUGGAAAGAGGAACUGGACCGGGCAACUGAGCUAUACAAGAUCACCAUUACUGAACUUGAUAAUGAAAAACAAGAGCUCACAAAUAUUCGACAGGAUUUUGAUGCAUCCCUGGAAGCAAAAUUGGCUGCAGUCGAGCAGGAAGAGGAAGCUCAAACUGCGGACAGGAUUAAUACAGAGAGGAUUGAUGAGCUUUCAAAGGAAAUCGCCACAAUGAAGGAGUCACUGGCUCAUGUGAAGCUUUCCUCUCGACAAUCCCAACAAGAGCUAAAAAAGAUGAUAACAGAGAAAGAUACCCUGCUACAAUCUCAUAGGACUGCUACGGAAGAAGUGCAUAAUAAAAAGCUUUCUUUAGAGAAAGAGAUUAAUCUUGAAGUCACCUGUGAUCUUGAGAUGAUGCUGGUAGAAACAGAACAGGAGAUUGCCCUUUUACAAGAGGAGAUGCAAAAGGCUCCUGCUUCUGAUAUGGAUUCUGUGAGACAACUAACUUUGGAGCUUGAAGAUGCCACAAAGGAGCUGCAAGGUGUUGCAGAAGAAGAAAGCUUACUACAAAGCUUGGUGGCUUCCCUUAAGCUAGAACUGGAGACUGUGAGGGAACAUAUUUCUGAGUUGCAAGGGAAGGAAUCAGGAAGAGAAUCUGUAGCCGAGAGCAUGAAUGUUGAAAUAGAGAAAAGCAAGUUGGAGCUAGAACAAGCUGUUUCAGAAGAAACUGAUGCAACAGAGAUUCCUGGGGACCUCUUCUUAACAAUGGAACAGCUUUCACCAGAAUCUAAAAAUGCACUACGGGAAGCAGAAGAGAUUAGGAAAACCGCUGAAGAGAUGAAGCAAGAAGCUCAAAGAGCCCGAAUUCUGGUAGAGGAAGGAGACAGAAAGCUAACACUUGCACUACAAGAAGUGGAGGAGGCAAAAGCAGCAGAGCAAAUUGCUCUUGAUGAGAUUGCAAUUCUGUCUAAAAGAGCUAAUGCUGCUCGUGCUUCACAAUCCGCGUCUGGAGAAAAGAUCAAACUCUCAGUAGAAGAGUUUGAAUCUUUGAGCAGAAAAGUGGAAGUGUCUGAGAAUUUGGCCAUGAUGAAAGAGGCAGCUGCCACGGCACAGGUGGAAGCAGUUAAUGCCAGCAAAAAUGAAGCGGAUAAGAGGGUUGAAGCAAGCUUGAAAGAGAUUGAGGAUCUGAAGACAGAAAUUGAAGAGGCUACAAAAGCAGCAGAAUUGGCAGAGGAAGCAAAAAAGUUAGUAGAGGAUGAACUCCAGAAGUGGCAUGAUGAAAGAGAGGAGAGUUAUGGAUCAUCUCCUCCCCUGAUUAUGGAAGAUACCCCAACGUCAUCAGACACGUACCCCCAGCAUUCUUAG